This is a messenger RNA of Anopheles darlingi, 11448 nucleotides long. RefSeq names its product Ca(2+)/calmodulin-responsive adenylate cyclase (gene rut). NCBI's taxonomy places the organism in Eukaryota, Metazoa, Arthropoda, Insecta, Diptera, Culicidae. The transcript has 12 exons. Gene Ontology annotation, biological process: intracellular signal transduction; adenylate cyclase-activating G protein-coupled receptor signaling pathway; cAMP biosynthetic process. Gene Ontology annotation, cellular component: plasma membrane. The coding region runs from base 2262 to 8945 and encodes 2227 amino acids. The record is from RefSeq and is a predicted model, not a curated record. Gene Ontology annotation, molecular function: adenylate cyclase activity.
CCUUCCGCGGGGUUCGGUCCAUCGUUCGCCGUACCACUGUGCCUGGAAUGUACGUUCCCGUACGGGUUGUGCUGGUGACUCCUCUUAUUUUUGUGUGGCUCGCUGUAGAACGGACAGAUAGCCACGCGCAUACGCACACAGACGGAUUGACCAAUUGUUGUUUUUGGUGCUUCGUGCUGGAUGUGGCGGUCGACAUCCUCCAGCCGGGUCGGGUUGGCGGCUGCAACACAGCCCCCCAAAAGCAUCAUCUCCAUCAGCGUGGGCACAUCUGCUUUCUGCUCGUUUGGUGCCUAACAAACCGUACGAACAACAGGGAGGCCACCCAGGCGGCCAAAGAAGUGGUUCCUCGUGGUCUCCGCCAGAAGAGCACGCGAUACUGGCGAGCAGACAAGCGGCAAGCGGCCUGUCCCGCACCAUCGCUGACGGACGCUGGUUCACCCCACCCCAUUCGCUAUUGGUUUCAUCGUUUCGCGCUGUGAGCUGCUGGCACAGAGACCUACGCAAUCAGCACCAGGAACUUGUGGCCAGGAUUAUCGGGAUAGCGCGGUUCUUCGGAAGAUAUUUGUGUCCGUGUGCUUAUGUUACCGUGUGUGUUGGGUGAACAGAUUUUGGCCGGAUUCUCCGUGUACAAUCAACGCGCUGGUUUCAACGCUCCUGGCCACCAGGCCACCAACAAUCAACAUUCGCACACCUCCUUUCUCGCACGCAUUCCGCUAACGCAUCCAUCGGUGACUAUCCUUGCUAACGUAACGUAACGCAUCGUAACGCAAGGUGUUGCGCUGCUUUUAAGAUCCGGUUACGUGGACGAUAGUCACGGCAAUACUGUUUUGAAGUAUGCCUCGCAACAUCUCAUCGAUCUUCCUCUAUCUCUUUGUUUUCUUUUUUUUUUUUUGAGAUAUCGUCCUUUGUUGUUGUACGUGCACAAGCACGCCGGUAACGGCUGUGACGAUGGUGAACAACAAAAGGAAGGAGACUUCAACGACGAACACGAACACGAUGUUCCGGCAGCCCAGCUUGUGUUGCGGCGCUUUUUGACAGUGUCCUUGCGCUCCCUAGGAGCAGGAGCACGUGCCAAACGUCAAACAGGGGUUGCUGGGUAUGGGUGGCUGGACGGUGUACAAGGCAGUGGCCACUGCGCCGGACGUCUGUUGACAUUGUGUGUGCGGCUGUAUGACAUCACGCCCUGCGUUCCUUCUCAUGGUGAUGUUUUGAUCCUUUGCUCCCCUGGUUAGUCAACAUGGCAAGCCUACCCUCAGUAGUCGUAGCAGGUAGGCCCCCCCGGGGUCAACUAUUAUGCAAUAGCGCACACGUUUGGCCCGCAGAGACCGCGGAUUUAGCGCGCCGGCCAGGGCCCUAGUGCAGAUGGGGUCUGGAUUUGAUUGUGUUUUCCUUGGUGUAUACCAGAGACCCAUUUGCUGACAGUUCGGCGCAUAUUGAAGUGAAGGACAUUGCUAACCCUCCUUUAUCCUUCGUUUCCGUCUACAAUAUCCAGUUGCACUACUAACUAAACGAGAGAGUAUCAGCGAGUGACAGGCUCGCUGCCAGCGCAAUGCUACGUGUGGUGCUUUGCUGCAUGCUUCUAGGGUGUCGUCCCUAGUUGUCCGAUGCUCUUGCACGUCCGAACGCUCGCUGGUAAGGCGUCGGUGCGUUGGUGUGUAUAGUCGUUAUGAUUACAGUGGCACAGAGACCUCUGUGAUCGUUGCGGAAAUAAGUGUUAGUGUUUUGUGCGUGUGCGUGCGUGUGUGUGUGUGAGAGUGUAUGUGUGUGUGUGUUUGUGUGUGUGUGUGUGUGUAUGUGUGUGUAUGUAGGUUUGUGUACCCCUGCCUCCGUCGCUCACACCACGUGCAUGUUAAUGCUGGUGCGUCGUGUGCCGGUGCGUCUGAGCUGACGCUGACGUCGGAAGGACACACUGGUACCGAUCAUUCAAUCGACGAGGAAAGGAGCAGAAAGGGCACCCCAGACACUAUCCGGGCGGUCGUGCAACAUUCAACCGUCGGGACCAGGCCUCCAGAACCAGUGAACUGACGACCAACAACAACAACAACCAGCGGUCAGGAUUUGGUACGGUACCAACUCCGGUGCGCUACACAAGACGGAACCGAACAACGGAAGUAGCAGCAGAAGAAGAAGGAGGAGGAGGAGAAGAAGAAGAAGAAGAAGAAGGAAGAAAAAGUAGCAAGUAGCAGUGGUGGAGUAGUAGCGCAUUACGCAGCAAUAGUUGUAAUUAGUAAAACAGUGAAAAGCUCAUCAAACGUGAAAAGAUGGACCACGCGGUACAUGCGGCCCGUGGUCGGCCGUGGAACAAGCUGCGCUUCGAAAACAAUGAGCUCGAGAGCCUGUACCAGCGGUACACGCUCAAACUGCAGCGCUUCUCCGUCACUGGCGUGGUCGCGCUGGUCGUCAUCUUGUGUGGCGUUAUGGGUGGACUGAGCCUCGGCUACAACCAGGCACCGACUCUUCACAAUGUCUUCAACACGUUCAUGUGCCUGCUGUUCACGAUCGUGCUGGGGCUGCUGCAGUUCCGGCUGUUGCGGGACUCCCACCUGCCGUACCUGUGCUACGGCAUCCUGUUCUUCACCGCCGCCUUCUGCUUCAUUUCGAUGCCAACGGUCGGAAUCGUAUUUCCGGUCGAUACGCGCGAGGUGAUGGCCGAGGGUGUCUGGCAGAUCGUGUUCGUCAUCUUCCUGGCGUACGCGAUGAUGCCGCUGCAGAUCUGGGAGGCGGCCCUGUUCGGCCUGAUCCUACCGGUGAUCCAUGUUGGCCUGACGGGCUACAACAUCUACACCGGCAACUUCCAGUACCUCGCCUACCAGCAGCUGGCGGCCAAUACGGUUAUCUUCGUCGGUGUUAACGUGGCCGGCUUCGUGGUGAAUGUGAUGAUGGAGCGGGCGCAACGCCGCGCCUUUCUCGACACGCGCAACUGCAUCGCGGCGCGGCUAGAGAUGGAGGACGAGAACGAGAAGCUGGAGCGGUUGCUGUUGUCGGUGUUACCGCAGCACGUCGCGAUGGAGAUGAAGAACGACAUCCUGUCGCCGGUUGAGGGUCAGUUCCACAAGAUAUACAUCCAGAAGCACGAGAAUGUGAGCAUCCUGUUCGCUGACAUAGUUGGGUUUACCGUGCUAGCGUCGCAGUGCAGCGCGCAGGAAUUGGUUCGCCUGCUAAACGAGCUGUUCGGCCGGUUCGACCAAUUGGCACACGAUAACCACUGCCUGCGCAUCAAAAUCCUCGGCGACUGCUACUACUGUGUGUCGGGCAUACCGGACCCGCGAGCUGACCAUGCACGGUGCGCGGUCGAGAUGGGCCUGGACAUGAUCGACGCGAUCGCGUCAGUCGUCGAGCAGACGGACGUGAUACUGAACAUGCGCGUCGGCAUCCAUUCGGGCCGGGUGCUGUGCGGUGUGCUCGGGCUGCGUAAGUGGCAGUUUGAUGUCUGGUCCAACGAUGUCACGCUCGCGAACCAUAUGGAGAGCGGAGGCGAACCGGGCCGGGUGCAUGUGACCCGCGCCACGCUCGAUGCGCUCGGGGGCGAGUACGAGGUCGAGGCCGGUCACGGUGACACGCGCGACUCCUAUUUACGCGACAACCAGAUCGAUACCUACUUCAUCGUACCACCGGCACACCGUCGAAAGCCACUCAUGUUGAACACGCUCGGAGUGCGAUCGGCACUAGGUGCGGCCAACCGCCGCAAGCUCUCCUUCCGCAACGUAUCGAAUGUGGUGGUGCAGUUACUGCACACAAUCAAGUACUCGGUGCCAGUGCCCUUCUCCCACAUGGCUACCGGUGGCGGUGGUUCACCCUAUCCCAGCACCAGCGGCGGUUCCGGUAGUGGGGGAGGCCCUGGGUGUAGCGCGGCCAGUGAGUCUAGGACCGCUAGCGGAGCGGGCGGCGGUCUAUUCCUGGACAAAAAUGCACGCAAGAACAAGGUGACCGAUAAGUUCAAGCGACCGUUCAAGAAGCGGCACUCGAGCGUGUAUCAUCAGCCGACCAAUCGCGUCAACAAGUUCCUGUCGCAAGCGAUCGAGGCUCGGAGCGUCGACCGGGAGAAGUCGGUACACGUGAAGCGCAUUUCGCUACAAUUUCGUGAGAAGGAGAAGGAGCUGCAGUACCAUCAGGAUUUCGAUCUUGGUUUUACCACCGCCAUGGGGUGCAGUUUGCUGCUGCUGAUCCUCAGUGCCGGGUUACAGAUAUCGGCGUUACCGCGCACUCUCAUCCUGUUGCUGCUGUUCCUGACCGCGUUUGUGUGGAUCAGUGCCAUCCUGAUGCUGCUGCUUGCAGUGCGCCUCAAGUGGAUAUUUUGGGACCUGUCGCAAAGCUUCUCGCUUCGAUUAGCCAUCACCAUCUUUACGAUAGUGCUGCUCUACUCCGUCGGUCAGGUGAACGUGUUCACCUGCCUAUCGGAUCACCCGUGCACAACGAACUUCACCACCAAAAGCGUCCACCUAGAGUCGCCAGCGGCAAGCGAUUUGAUACUAGGAGGAGGAGAACCGUAUAAGGAUGCGACUGCUGUGGCGGGUGAGCAGGGUGGUGUUUGGUCCACUCAGCCACUCAACAACUACAGCCACAGAAAGUGUGCGCUCCCGCAGUAUAUAGCCCUGUCGGCGGCCUACUCCUUCCUAACCGUUUCGAUUUUCCUAAGGCUUCCGAUACUGAUAAAGACACUACUGGUGACGUUGAUGGGCCUGGUGUACUGUCUCUUUAUCGAGCUGUCGCAUGCCAACAUAUUCGAUUGCUACGAUCAGCGCGUCGAGUCAGCGAUCCCGCUGCACACGAUCUCCGUAGCUCGCAUACUCAUUUUCAUGUUUGCAAUACUGGUACACGGUCGGCAAGUCGAAUGGACAGCUCGGCUUGAUUUCCUCUGGCAGCUGCAGGCCUCGCAGGAGAAGAAGGAGAUGUCGGUGCUGCAGCAGUCGAACCGCCGCAUACUGUACAACCUCCUACCGUCGCACGUGGCCGCCCACUUUCUCGACAACCAGUUCACGCGCAGUAAUAUGGCGACGAUGCGACAGGAUCUGUACCACCAGAGCUACAGUAAGGUGGGUGUGAUCUUCUGCAGCGUACCUAACUUCCAUGAGUUCUACACUGAGCUGGAUGGAUCGAACCAGGGCGUCGAGUGUUUGCGACUGUUGAACGAAAUCAUAGCCGACUUCGAUGAGCUGCUGUGUGAGGAGCGAUUCCAGGCGAUCGACAAAAUCAAAACGGUCGGCAGCACGUACAUGGCGGCGGUCGGGCUAAUUCCGGAAUACAAGAUGCUUCCGUCGGAGCCGGGAUCGACACGUAAGCUCAUGACGGCACUGAUCGAUUUCGUGAAGGCGAUGCGCGUUACGUUGAAGAACAUCAACGAGAACUCCUACAACAAUUUCAUGCUGCGAGUGGGCGUGAACAUCGGGCCGGUGGUGGCUGGUGUAAUCGGUGCUCGGAAGCCGCAAUACGACAUCUGGGGCAACACCGUGAACGUAGCAUCGCGCAUGGACUCGACCGGCAUACCAGGCUACACGCAGGUCACGCAGGAGGUAGUCGACAGCUUGCAGGGUUCGCACUUUGAGUUUCGUUGCCGUGGCCAGAUCAAGGUAAAGGGUAAGGGUGACAUGGUGACGUACUUUCUGUGCGAGCAGAAUGAGCAUAUGUUCGGUAGCCUUACCGGUGUUGGUUUGGCAGGAGCGAACGCGGGUCAAUCGGCUAGUGCCGGCAUCAUGCUCGUUGGCGGCACGACGACUCCUGCAGGAUCGUCCGCGAUUGCUACUGCAUCUGGUGCACAGCUUAUGCUGAUCGGCUCGACGGCCACCGGUACCGUCGGCUCGCUGGCGAGAGAAAGGGUCGGUGGUGCGACGUCUAGCACUGUGUCCAUGCACCAGCAGCAUCACUAUGCCGCUGAACCAACAGUACAGCAUAUUUUACACCAUCAUCUGCACAACGGCGGGUCGUCUGGGACGGGUCAGAGCUACUAUCUGGCAGCGCAGCAGAAAAACGAAAACGAUUCGACCGUUGGUAGCAACAAGGCUGGUCCCAAAUGCCAGCCAGUGCACCAAAACGACGGAGGUAGUUACAGCAGCAAGAAGGAAAGCUACAAUUUCCUUGAAAGCCCGAAUCUGUUGCAACACCAGCAGCAACAACAACAGCAUCACCAUCAACAGCAUCUAGCUAUGCAUCAGUUCCAACAGGCGCAAGCAGCACAACAUUCGUUCCACCACAAUGCCUAUCAACAAUCGUCAGCUCAAUUAAUACAACAACAGCUGUUACAGCAGCAGCAUAAUCCUCACCAAAAUAACCCCCCCGGAAAAGUUGUCUACAAGCAGCACAACAACGUCAACAACAAUCACGUUGUAGGCAGUAGUUUUCCUUCCGGUGGUCCCCAAUACAUUAAGCGACAUCCAAGCGAUGCGUCGAACCAUUAUAACCAGCAUCAGCAGCAGUAUCAUAGGCAGCAGGUGCCUAGCGGCCAGCUUGCAGCCAGCUACAACAGUCGUGAGAACUUUAACAUCAUUGAGAAUCCCAACGUGAGCGAUUUGGACGUGAACAAUUUUAACGGUCGCCAACAGCAGCAGCAGCAGCAUCCUCAGUUGCUUCUGCGAGAAAAUCUACCCAAUGGGCAAAAGGUGAGGAACCACCACCAUCAUCAUCAUCAGCACCAACAAGGUAAUCAGCAGCAGCUGCAACAACAACACACAGGAGCCACGCACAAUUCAAAUCACAGAGGAGCGUACGUGACGGCAUCCGAGAACGAACCACUGCUCGGAACCGCUACCGCGAACGGUGGUGGCAGCGUGAUUGGCAAUGCUAUUAUCAAACCGAUUCAACAAAUUCAGCAAAUUCCAAAGUACGAACCACCGCGCUAUGCCACAAGUUCCUCAGUGUUUCCGCAUGCCGUCUCUGGUCAGAGUUGCUAUGGCUAUGUAGUAGCGCACGCUGUACACUCCUCGGUUCAGGCAUCCCAAUCAUCUCCACCAGUAGUGCGACAUCAGUCACAACAGCCAUACCAUCAUCAAUAUCUUCAACAACAGCAGCAACAGCAGCAACAGCAGCAGCAACAACAACAACAACAACAACAAGAACAACAACAAGAACAACAACAACAACAACAACAACAACAACAGCAGCAGCAACGGCAAGUAGCUCCUGGUUUGCCCAAGCAAUACAUCAAACCGCUGCCAAAGCUUCCAUCAGCGGCAGCCACGUCUUCCGCCAUGUUCGAUGAAUGCCGUGAAAUGUCGUCCACGGACGACCUGAGUUCGCGCCCACGUUCGCCUUCGGUUAGUUCAUCGGACGAGAGCUACUCAAAGACCACCGAAGGGGAGGGUGAGUUCGAGGGUGAUGGUGGCACUUCUUCACCUGUUACUGCCUCGGGUGGAGCACUGUUUGCCCGGGGUGACGUAAACAAUCCGCUCCAGUUCCUGUUUCCCUGCGACAUCCAGGUUGAUCCGACCCAGUCUCACUCGCCGCUGCUCAGUCCACUCGAGUUCGGCCAGUUGCGAGACCUCGAGGGAACGACCACGACGACCGCUGAAACCAAAUCCUCGUCUGCGCAGAACCGUGGUGAGUCGUGCACUAGCUUCGAGUAUCAUGAGAAGGGUGUAACCGGGGCAGCCGGUGGGGCAUCCUCCAAUGUGACUGCCGGUCCGGGAGCUUUCCCGAAAUCGCCCUUCGAGCGGGAACUGCACCGUCGUAUGAACGAAUCCCAGUCGCGGCCGAUGUUAGCCCAAUCCGUCAUCGCUCCGCCAGUUGGAUCGACACCUACGAACCUACCGCCAGCGAUCAUUGGAUCGGGAACUAACAAUCUUUCUACUGCUGGGCCUUGGGGUGGCCAUCAUACGCAUCACAGUUUAGAGUGUGCUGGCGGAGCUUUCGAGAGACACGGGGACUCACUGGAAAGGCAGAAAAACGUCAACAAUAUCCUCAUCGCCACGCAUCCGGGAACGCUGGAAGCGAUCAAGGAGGCAACGCGUAAUAAGAACCCUUCGGAAUCCAGCCAAAUGCAAACUUCCGAUACGGAAUCUUGCGAGGUCAUCCACGACUACGAAAUCAAUGGGCUCAACCGACUGAGCGAGUUGCAGUCCCGGCUACAGCAACAGCAGCCAAUACCGCUUCAACAGCACCAAAUAUCUCAACAGCAGCGCCACUACCACCAGAAGUACAAUGUUUCGAAUAUGUCACAACCUACCGAUAACACCGUCUCACAUCCUGAUGUGGCCAAUGCAGAUGAGCUUCGACAUACGGGCGAGAAAACAGGUUACCGGCACCGUGACCGCGAAACCGAUCCGGACGAUGAUGAGGACGAGGAGGAGGACGAAGAACUCGAGGCGGGCGAUGAAGACUACGACGAUGAUGACGACGAGGAUGACGACGAUGAUGACGAGGAGGCAUUCGCUGAUUGUAACAGGACGGGACGUGGGCAACGGCAGCAACGGGCUGCUAUCCGGCAGCGUCCGCUGGAGCGCAGGGAGCGUCGAGCUAGCAGCUCGGAAGCUACUGGCGGCGGUGGUCCGGCAGCAUCACGCAACUACAUCACAGAUGAGCUCAAGUACGGUUCCGGGCAUGGUAAAGGUGGCGUAGACGCGCGCGAUAACAGUCACAGUUCACACCACAAUCAUCAGUCGCUCGACUCGAAUCCGGUCGAGAGCCAAUCGGAGUGGAGCGACGAUGAAUGCCGUGAGGAAGCAACCGGUGGUGCUGAAAGUACCGGCUACAUUACCGAUGAACCAGGGCUAGAGAACAUCUCUCUGCUGAACGAAGCCGGGUUGACCGAUGCCGAGGGGGCUCUAUCGGACGUUAACUCCCUGUACAAUGCGCCUGACGUAGAUGAUACGUCCAUCUCGUCGCGUGCCAGCAGCCGUCUGCUAAGUCUCGACUCGCUGAGUGGACUCUACGACUGUGAUCUAGAUUCGAAGCACGAGUUGGCGAUCGUAAGUGCGUCGCACAAAAUCACCAGCAAAUUCGGCCCGAUCGGAUGAGAACUACGAGGCGGCGCAACCACUACGGGCUCGCAGCGUUCGAUAGUGGCACCGCCGCCUUCGACUACACCGCCUCCACCAUCACUACCGUCAUACUCAUCACAGCCAACGCCACCUACGACACCACCGCUACCAGCGUCAACUCCACCACCGUCGCCGAGCCAGGCGGGCUACCUCAUCCAGCAGGCGGGCUGAACAUCGUAUACUCCACAUUUUCCGUGAAUCUCGUACAGAAGAUAUUUGUCGCAUAUUAUUGGCAGCAACGAUUUUGACCCCUCCAGUGUUAAGUGAGGGGUUGUUUUCUUUUGGAUUUUGCGCAGGCGCUAAUUUAUUAGUUUUAGGUGUGUUGAACGGUUUCGGUUUCAACUGCAUGUGGCAUGCAAAUUAGUAAUAUAAGUAGUUUCAUCGUAUGCAACACCUUGUUUCCUUUCGAGGCGACAACUGCUUGUAGUAGCCUCGUUCCUCUUGCAUCAAAUCUAACCACACAAUUUGUGGCACAAAUUGUAAUGUGCGGUGCUACAGUGUUUCCAUUGUAUCUUAAGGUUCUCAUCCCCAAAUGGUAUCAUUGGUACCCACUGCUGUUAUCAUCUCGCGCUGCUUCAAAAGCGAAUCAAUAGUUUGUUUGUUUGUUUGCGGCAUGAUAAAAAACCUGUUUCUACUUGAUUGUAUUAAUAUUAUAAAGUUGGGUCCUAGCAUUUAUGGUGCUCAUGUCGGGGGAAAGGUAGCAAUGCUCCGUUGACCCUCGGCUCUCUACUGAAUAUGAUAAUCGAUGAUUGGUUCGCUUUCCGGGCUAUUUGUAUCCGUUUUGUUCGUGGUGUGUGUGUGCCAUAGCUGAUAUGGUUUAGCGUACUCCCGUGGGUGCUCGUAGUAGUUAAGUAUUGCAGCUCGUCUUGAUUUGGUACCGGUUGUUGUACCGGGCACCAGGCUGGUUUCUAUUCAGAGCAUUUGUCUAAAUUCGGUGUCCAGUGUGCAUACAUUCUAGGAUACCCUUCACACAAUAGCCACCCUCGUUCUCUCUCCUCUCAACAGCAGUUAUAGACGUCGUUACUCGAUCGCGACUCUUGCCACAGUUGUAUUCGAGAAGUUUUGAUGUCAAUGGACCAAUAGCUUUUGUAUAAUUCUACUCAUUCUCAGUGUUUCAUUCUCCCUUUUAAUCAGCAUCCUUCAAUUGCACAUUGAUGAAGCAAGUCGUUUAAAUAGAGAAGACUUUCAAGGCGCUACACUACAACAGUAAAUCUUAACCAGCGUAACGAGUAGAAUUGUACAGUAGCAAAAACCGAAAGGAACGACGAGCAAAGGAUGUGAUAUUUAAGAAUCAACCAAUCGAUUGUGAAAAGCGUCUACGUCGUCUUUUCUAAAGAUCCAGUGUGUGUGUGUGAGAGAGAGAGAGAGAGAGAGAGAGAGAGAGAGAAAGAGAGAAAAAGAAAGAGCGAGAGAGAGAGAGAGAGAGAGAGAGAGAGAGAGAAAGACAGAGAGAACGGAUUGCUGCUAAGGCAUUUAAAGAGGAAAGGUAUCCGAAUCUCAACAGUCUAGUAAUCCGGUUAGUGGAUAUUCGCUAUGUGAAGGUUUGCUACUAUUGGGGAGGUGCUUGCUGCACUGGGCUCCCAAAAAUUUUUGCUUAUUUGCUCUUUCAUCCCAAAAGAGGCAACACUUGAGUCAUGUGAUAGCAGACCUAGCGCUCCAUUGUUGUGAAGUUUUCAACAAGCAAGCCAAUCUGAAUCCCGAGGUGGUCGUAAUCGAUACUGAGAAUUUUAUUUAAGCCGUUAGCAAUCACUGGUAUUAAUUGAAGUUAUCUGAAAUGCCGAAGAAAUUUUGCUUAAAGCAUUCAAUAAACCGCAUCCAAGAAGCCAUAGUAUGUUGGAUUUCGCAUCGAAUUUGUGAUGAUCGAAUGGGAAGCCAGUAAAGCAUGCAUACGGAUGGAAUAUGAGAGUGAUACGGAUAGGGGAUAGUUGGUGGUAGCGAGUAGGAUUUUGGUUACACACAUGAUUGGUGCAAAGAUCUGAUUCUAACAGUGGAAAAAUGUGCUACGAUGACGAGUGGCAAAUGCAGUCGAAUAGAAAGAGUGCAAAAACAUGAUAGAAAAAAAGAGAAAGAGAGAUGGGAGGGGCAAUAGUUUGAUGGGUGUUAUUUGAUAAAGUUAAAUCUAACCCUAAGCAAAGAACACAGACUCUUCAUUAUUGAUACCAAACAUAUGUAGGCUUUUAAAAGAAAAGCAGAAUUGAAGUAAACAUAAGAUGAACAUACUAUCUAUAACUGUAACGUGUCUUUGCUGACUUAAACUAUCAUACCUACCAUUUACUACCGGGGAUGCAACUCCCCGCAUAUCUUUGACAUAUAUUAUAUGGCAGGGUACACCAGGGCAGGGCAGAAUUACAAAUGUUUGUACCACGCAGCUAAACAAAUGAAGCUUGCAGUAACGAGGAGAUCUAUAUUUUUUUGACUACACGUUUGAAGUAGCCGUGGGUGCUGCUUCGUAAUGAUAUCGAAAGGUAGUAGAUGACUG